AGCAUCUCACUUCGCUGCACCCAACGAACCAAUUACCUAUUAGCCAGCGUCGCCUACACGGCAUUCUAACCUACGAAAGCUAUGAGCAGAAGAAAUGUGUGAGUAAGUACGUAAUGCAAAACCAAAACAAAUCUGUUUUAUUAAAAGACAAAGAUACCCUACUUAGCAUGCAUGGCAUUCUAUAUGUAUGUAUACUGUUCUUUCUUCUCUCUCUCGCACUUUCAGACUCUCCAUAUCAUAUCAUAUCAUAUCAUAUCAUACCAUAUCGAUCUUUCUCAUCUGGAUCCAUACUUUUAUUACUAUUUGUAACAUGCUGGUCCUUGUGUUCCACGGCUAGUGAAAAGUUAUUGUCUUCAUUUCCUUAUGACUGUCUCCACUGACUCACUCACUCACCUGCUCAUUGAUGUACUUGUUUCUCACACAUC
Aspergillus costaricaensis CBS 115574 is the source of this 425-nucleotide messenger RNA. RefSeq lists its product as uncharacterized. The transcript has a single exon. Lineage: Eukaryota; Fungi; Ascomycota; Eurotiomycetes; Eurotiales; Aspergillaceae. Bases 114 to 380 code for a protein of 88 amino acids. The record is from RefSeq and is a predicted model, not a curated record.